Molecule: messenger RNA, 2210 nt
Organism: Pseudophryne corroboree (corroboree frog)
Lineage: Eukaryota; Metazoa; Chordata; Amphibia; Anura; Myobatrachidae
Gene: MTRF1L
Product: mitochondrial translation release factor 1 like
Exons: 5
Coding region: 336-1514 (392 amino acids)
Biological process (GO): translational termination; negative regulation of meiotic nuclear division; regulation of mitotic nuclear division
Cellular component (GO): nucleus
Molecular function (GO): translation release factor activity; protein binding
Source: RefSeq, a predicted model, not a curated record
UCGGCGCCCGAUACUGUGCCAUUGGCCGCUGGCGGACCGGAAGAUGGGCUCGAUUGGACGGACGGUUUGGUCGCGAAAUUUAAAGUAUACAAGUUGCUGAAGCAGCUGGCGCCCUUUAGCUAAUGACAGAGGAGGCAGCGACGCUUCGCACUCACCGCAGCCGCCUGUGUUCGUGAGAGCGGCGGGGGGACAGCACGGCUGUUAUUUCUGCACCAUUACUUUAAUAGGAACAUCGGGUUUUUCACCAUUUUAUGAACUGGAAAAAAUAAUCCCGUCCUGGGAGCGCCGGAGUCAGAUCAGGUUUUUUUUAUAUUUGGUGUUGCCACAAAAGAAUUAUGAUGUUGCUUGGUCAUAAAAAUAACCUAACUCCAACAAAGUCACCUUCGAAGUUAAAACCGGAUGAUAGUCCAGACAAGCGUGGUCAUGAACCUUGCAAAGUAUACGAGUCCCCACAAAAGCCCAACUACUUGGAAACUAGUGUUGAAAAUGUUUCACCUACCAAAGUGGACAUCGUUAGAGAAGAUAGACCUUUGUAUAACAAGGAAAAUCUUUUGCGUAGACUAGAAGCGGUUGAAACAAAUGUGGAUUGUAGUCCUCUUCAUGACAGUGGUUAUUCCUCAAUACUGCACAGUGAUUCUCAGUGCCAAGAUGAUGAUGACUUUAGCUCUUGUUCUCCAUCCAUUCCACUCUUUGAGACCCCAAAGCAAACUUUACUGGAUGAAAAACCUGUGCCAGUCUCAUGCACAAGCUCGUUACCGGUGCUUCGCUUUGAGGAAGUUGUAUGUUCUACGUUGAAGAAAAGCUCUAAAAGAUGUCCAAAGGUUGAUUGGGACACUGUUGAAGAAGUAGUUUCCCAUGGUGCCUUUGGGCUUGAUAAAUUAAUUGGUAAAAAAAUGGGCUUGGAAAAGCUGGACAUUCUUGGAGAGCUUUUUCAGAGAGACUUUAAACAUCUGCUCAGCAAAAUUUUAAGGCAUCUCAGUGCAAUUGAUUUAAUCAAUGUCAUCAGUGUGAGCACAACAUGGAGAAAAAUCUUACAGAGGGAUAACUGUGCUUACAGUGUGUAUAAACAGUGCCAUAAAGAAAUAUGUGAAAAAGAAGCAAGGAAAUCUGAGUUUGCAGCAACACGUGACUCUUCUUUGUUUAGAUUACCCCUUGCCCCAGUACAGAAGGUAGCCAGUGCACUGUUUAGUGUUUCUAAGAAGAAAAGUAACAAGAAAAACAAGCAAGCAAUCCCAUGCAGUCGCCUCUCUGAAUUUAAUGAAGUUGGAAAAACGCUGAUUAAUGACCAAAGCCUUAAAGUGUGUAGAGACUGUGGCUCUCCUUCAAAGUAUGAUUCCUUACUACACAGAGCAAUUUGCACCCGGGAAAGUUGUCAGUUGGACUUCUGUACACUUUGCAACUGUGAAUUUCACUUUUCCAAAGAUUGUGUGAACAUCAGAUCUCGGAAUCACAGAUAUUUAUCGGACACUCUUCCUGGGAGUAAAAAGAGCAAACAAAAUCUGCGUCGGCUGUAACUUGUAAAGAAAAGACUGAACAAAUAUAUUUAACUGAAAUGGGACCAGCAAAAUAGCAACCCUAUAUAAUUUUAUUUUUUUUAAAGGAGAUUUGGGAGUAUAAUUUAAUCUCUUAGCAAAAAUAUAGUUCACAUAUAAUGGACAAACUUCUCUGUAAUCUAGAUUUUGCACAUCAACCGCUGCUAAUAUCUGGGUUCUACAGCAAUUAACUACAUUUAUUAAUUUGUUAUGUGAGGGACAGUGCCUUAAUUUUCUAAUGUUUGUUAUAUUAAUGAGGUUCUUAAAAGUAUGUAGUUAUGUCAUUGCUACUUAUGGAGGGGUUUGACCAUUGUGUGGUUGCAAUGAGUUACUGUGCAAAGUGGAAACCGUUUGCCUUUUAAUUGGUUUUAAGUUACUGGAUUCUCCCUAUCCAUUUCAUUUUUACCAAAAUAUUAUAUUGAAAAGUGUUUUUAGGCAUUUUGUAAAUAUGUAAUGGUUUCCAUAGUUGUCUUUUUUUUCUUUUCUUCUAAAGACAGUUAUUUUUACACAGUAUUUCAAAACAUUUGUUUCCAUUUUUAGAAAUGAAUAGAACAAUCAAAUUUUGUACAUGGCUGUAAAUAUUUUUAAAUGUAUGUCUGUUAUUUUUUUAUUCUCCAUCAGUACGUACGUGUGCAGGAUUUUAUUUGCACUAUGUUAAAUAAAUUAUUACAAAUGUAA